CUCCCAUUCAUUGACAUCCCCCCGUCCCGACCACACCCGUCUCAAUCGUCAUCACCUCCCUCCUCCCAGAAAAUCGAAACAUCGACAUAAUCAUUAUCGGAUUUCUCGUCGUCUCAAAAGAUUUGAAGUGAGAGAACAGAAACCUCACGCUAUCUCGAUAUAACCACGCAAAAUGUCUCCCGCCGUGGGAGGCAUGUGGGCUACCGCCGCCCUGCGUGUUCUCGGCAAGAAUCUGGCUCGCACGUCCAAGAUGCUUCGCUCGAAGCUCGCCGCCGCCGCGACACGUUCAUCGAAUCCAGCCCAACAACUCCAGCCAAUCGCCGUACGUAGUGGUGUCAACAGCAGCCGCCAACCCAUUCAUCCCAGCGCAUGGCUUCGCCAGCAGAAGAGCGGCCGAAGUGGUGCAAAGUGGCACUCAACCUACACCAACAUCAAUGCCACUGUCCGUCGCUACAUCAGCAAUACCGCCGGGAGACAAUCCUCUUCUUCCGGUGGUCAAUCUCGCUUUGACCGGUCCAAGCUCCCGGUCUCCAACAUUUCCAGGGCCGUAGCUGCGUCGCCCGGCCGGGCUCCUUUCGCCUCCACCCUCCGACCGAACCUCACCGGAGGCGCCCUCCCUCGUACCGCAGGCGGCUACUCCUUCUCCGGGGCCGGCCGUGCCGGUGGCAAGCGGUACUUCAGCCACACACCCGCCGCCCCGGCGCAAGUAGUCCAGAACGUGAGCCAAGCCGUCCGCGCCUUCUGGCUCUCUGGUCAGAGGGCUCACUUCGACGGAUACUCGGCCGACGGCCGGAAGCUGUACCGGGCCGUUGGCGUGGACGAGGAGAAGGCACGUAAUAAGCUCGCCGUUGCGCCGCACGCUCCGGGCUCGUCCAUCGACUUCCACAUCAGCCCCUCCAUUACGGCCCUCAGCCCCUUGGGUGCCAUGAUUCCCUCUUCCCAGAGCGUCAAGGCCGAGAUCCAGACCGCCGGCGCCACCCUUCUUGCCGACAAUUUCCUCGAUGUCCUUUCAGUGGACUUCGCCCGCACGCUGAAGGAUCUCGCAGCCGUCAUGGCAGAUUUGAAGGCCCUCGCUCGGCUGGGUGACUUGCCCAUCUCUCUGGAGCGGGUCGACCUGCUGAGGGUCCGGUUCCCGGGCGUAGAUGCCGAAACGGUAGAGCGGCUGUGCAAUGACGUUGGCGUUCAACGCGGAAUCAUCAGAGAGGAUCCUGAUUUCGACGCGGACGCCGGUGUCCAGGUCGCGCUACGGUUUCCGUACGCCCCUGACAACGGCUGCUCCAAGGCACUCACGUCACCAAACGUGACCGUGCGGACGAGGGUCACAUCAGCGAGUUUGGAACUCGAUGAGGCGUUCGCGGAGGAGAUCGAGGAGAAUCCGUGGCUGUUGGCAUCGGAACACUCCGCUGUUUCGGAAGAGUCGGAAGGUUACGAGAGCAUGUCGCCGUCUCUGAAGAGUGCUUCUAGUGAGCACUGCACGGAGGACCGAUAUGAAGGGUUAGAGGGGAUUUACAAGUUUCUGGAGGAAUGUGAUCGUGCGAGGGCGAUGAGGUUUUAAGGGGUUUUCCUUGCCUGUCGAGCGGUGAUUGGUGGAGGAUCUCUUUCGUAAUGAUAUCAGGUUAUCAGUGGGCUGAUGGUUGAUUCUCAUCAGCAGCCCACGAUAAGUGGGAGCAAGGAAUAUAAAUACGGGCCGGUCUGUUUUUUUUCUUGGAUGUUUUUGGUACAUAUGGCGUGUUAUUAGGAUACCUCACUCUCUUUGUCAUUUACAAUUAUCCAUGUUUCUUUGCUCCCCCACGCUACGGGGGAUUCACUACCUACUUCCAUGUACUCAUCACAUGGCUGGCCCCGUUUGAGCGGCUGUCAUGG
Molecule: messenger RNA, 1863 nt
Organism: Neurospora hispaniola
Lineage: Eukaryota; Fungi; Ascomycota; Sordariomycetes; Sordariales; Sordariaceae
Exons: 1
Coding region: 173-1555 (460 amino acids)
Biological process (GO): proteasome assembly
Molecular function (GO): proteasome binding
Source: RefSeq, a predicted model, not a curated record